Messenger RNA from Astyanax mexicanus (Mexican tetra), 2488 nucleotides. RefSeq names its product cytochrome P450 2J4. The transcript is spliced from 9 exons. The record is from RefSeq and is a predicted model, not a curated record. Gene Ontology annotation, molecular function: iron ion binding; oxidoreductase activity, acting on paired donors, with incorporation or reduction of molecular oxygen, reduced flavin or flavoprotein as one donor, and incorporation of one atom of oxygen; heme binding. The coding region runs from base 59 to 1564 and encodes 501 amino acids. Lineage: Eukaryota; Metazoa; Chordata; Actinopteri; Characiformes; Acestrorhamphidae. Gene Ontology annotation, biological process: xenobiotic metabolic process. Gene Ontology annotation, cellular component: cytoplasm; intracellular membrane-bounded organelle.
CUACCUGUUUUCCUGUAUAAAGCUCUGAACUGCUGAACUCUCCAGCAGUUCUCUCAGAAUGGAGUCUGUGCUGAGAUAUCUGGACUGGACGUCUGUGGGCUUGGCCCUGCUGGGUGGUCUUCUCUCUCUGGUUCUGCUGGAGAUUUUCAGGUUUAACUCCUUCAGGAGACGCUUCCCACCCGGACCUAAAAGUCUGCCCUAUGUGGGAAACGUGAUGCAGCUCUUUAAGGAGCCAAUGGACCUUAUCAGAUCGAUGGAGAACUAUGGUGAGAUGUCCUGUCUGUUCGUGGGCAGAAAACCAAUGAUUGUUCUGAAUAAGAUGGAGAUUGUGAAGGAGGCUUUCGUUAAUAAUGGGUCUGUGUUUUCUGGAAGACCACAAGUGCCGUUACUGGAGUGGGUCACUAAUGGGUUGGGUAUUGUGAUGGCCCCUUAUGGGAAUUCGUGGAAACAGCAACGUCGGUUUGCUCUGCACACUCUGCGUGAUUUUGGUCUGGGGAAGAAAAGUGUGGAGGAGCGCGUGGCUGAGGAGGCACGGUACCUUGUUGAAGAGAUGCUAAAGCAUGAAGGGAAGGCUUUUUUUCCUAUCCAUCCUAUUAUGAACUCAGUCUCCAACAUCAUCUGCUCCAUCGUCUUCGGAGACCGCUUUGAUUAUGAAGACAAGCGCUUCGCUCAUCUGCUGAAACUCCUAAAUGAGUACGUUGGGCUUCCUGGAUCAAUGAUAGGACAGAUCUUUAACUUGGCCCCCUUUAUAAAACACUUUCCGGGGCCUCAUCAGAAGGUCUUGAGAAAUGCUAAUUCCUUGAAAGGCUUUAUUCGUGAGAUUGUAGAGGAACACAGGAAGACUCUGGACCCAGAAAACCUGCGGGACUUCAUUGAUGCCUACCUGGUGGAAAUGACCAAGCAAAAAGCAAUGGAAGAAUCUACAUUCCAUGAAGAGAACAUGAUAAUAUCCACCACUGAUCUUUUCCUUGCCGGAACAGACACCACAGCUACCACUCUUAGAUGGGGCCUCAUUUACAUGAUGGACCACCCUGAUGUGCAAGAGCGCUGUCACGAGGAGAUAGUUCGGGUGCUGGGUUUUGAUCGUUCUCCCUGCAUGGAUGAUCGUGCACAGCUCCCCUACACUCAUGCCACUAUUCACGAGAUCCUGCGCUGUUCCAACAUCAUUCCUAUUGGUCCACCCCACGAGACCACACAAUCAACACAGCUGCAUGGAUACCACAUCCCAGCGGGAACACAGAUUUUGGCCAAUUCUACAGCCAUCAUGACUGACAGAAACCACUGGAAGCAUCCAGAUGUGUUCAACCCGGAGAACUUCCUAGAUGAGAAAGGACAGUUCUGUAAAAAUGACUUCUUUCUGCCAUUUUCUAUGGGUCAGAGGGUGUGUCUGGGUGAGAGUCUGGCGAGGACAGAGCUCUUCAUCUUCUUCACUUCUCUGAUCCAGCGGCUGAAGUUCUCAUGGCCUCCUGGAGAACCUCGUCCAAACAUGAACGGCAUCAUGGGCUUGGUCCGCUGUCCCUUCCCCUAUAAUACAAUCUGCAGCAGCAGGGAGACCACCCACUGAAUUAGACCACCAAGAUCAGCUUCUGUAUGAGAGAGAGCAGCACCAUUCCUGAAAAACACAAUACUAUAUUGUAAUACUUGAGUAGUGUUCAUUUAAAUAUUAAUAUUACAUCUAAACAGUACUAUAUCUCUACUCGACCCUCUCUUCGAGUCUGAUCAACAGGAACUGGCAAGCUGGUGAGCCAACUAGUAACUUUAUUUGUGUAUUUUUACAGAACUAAAGCAGUCACCUAUUUAGCAUAUGUGCUAAUUAUAAUAUAUAUGCUAAUUGAGAAUUUUUUUAAGUGUAUUAAAAUGUGUAUAUAUGUUUUUCUAUAGAGAGCAGUGUUAUCUCUAUCAUAAGUGAUCUCAUUGAUGCAAAUAUACACAAAAUGGCAUGUAUUUAUUUUUUAAUUUAUUUGUAUAUUCAGCCACACCUGUUGGCAGUUAGAAUCUAAAAGUAGUUCUUAUUUAAAGCUCUUGGGAACCUAAAUAUAAUGUUUUAUUUUUUUCAUUACACAAAAGACAUUUCCUAUUGCCCCCUGACAUCCUUUUAUUUGCAUAAUGGACUUCAUCCAAAUGUGUAUUUUAACUAAUUUUAUUCAUAAAAAAUGUUUAAAAAAAAAACAUGUGCAUAAUGAGAAUAAUGAGUUUUACAGUUUCAUAAAUGUUAAAGUAAAAUGAAAUGAUUCUUACAUCUUGGUUUUUAAGUGGGAAAAAAUGGAUCACUUGGUUUUAAACUGUUGUGUACAAAAAUGAAAUGAAAUGCUAGCAGUAAAAAAUUUAGCAAAUCUUUUUUUAAGAAAUAUUUUUUGUGUCAAAUAUGAAUUUUAACGUAAAAAAUAUAUAUUUUAAAUAGAUGUGCUGGUUUUGUUGUGAAAAACAAUUGAUUACUUGUUUUAUGAAAGUGUAAAAAAUAAAAUGGUGCCAAUAAAACAUUUUUUCU